Molecule: messenger RNA, 1894 nt
Organism: Drosophila arizonae
Lineage: Eukaryota; Metazoa; Arthropoda; Insecta; Diptera; Drosophilidae
Gene: px
Product: MAP7 domain-containing protein plexus
Source: RefSeq, a predicted model, not a curated record
CGACUGAUGCAUCCGGCAGGUGCCUUUCCCCUGGAGGCCUACUCGCACUUUGCCGGUCUGCCCGGCAUUCCUCCAGCAGCAUUUCUGAAUCCGGCGGCUGGUCUGCCCUACUCGGAUCCGCUGUACUUGGAGCACCGCUAUCAGCUGUUUCGUGCGGCCGGCGGCCAUCAUGGGCAUCCGCAUGCAGCKGCGCUCUACCCCCCCAUGGCCUCACCCUAUUCGCAUCUGUACUCGAUGAUGCCUGGCGCAGCGCUGGGCAUGUCGCCGGCAAUGCACGACCGCCUUAAGCUGGAGGAGGAGCAUCGGGCGCGUCUGGCGCGCGAGGAGGAGCGAGAGCGUGAGCUGCAGCGCGAAAAGGAACGGGAGCUGCGUGAGCAGCGCGAGAAGGAGCAGCGCGAGCGGGAACGGGAGCAGCGUGAACGGGAGCGGGAGCAGCGCGAAAAGGAGCAGCGCGAGAAGGAGCAGAAGGAGAAGGAGGCGCGCGAGCGCAAAAUGCGCGAGGAGGAGCGSGAGGCCAGAGAGCGUGAGCGCCAGCAGCUGCUGAGCGCCACGCACCACUACUCCAACCAGCURUACGCGCCGCUCAAUCGCAACCUGCUCGGCUCCAUGAUGCCGCACAUCAAUCUGGGCCUGCGCGGCCCGCCCGCUGGCCUGCACGGUCUGGCUGGCAUGUCGCACUACCACGCGGCGGCUGCCAAUGCGCAGCGCCAGAGCCCCAUGGGGCUCAAUCUGGGCAUGGCCGGCAUGCCCACAUUGCCGGGCCACGGACCCGCCAAUCUGCAGCAUCACUUGCAGCAGGCGGCCAUGGGUCUGGCUGCUCAUCCAGGGGCUGGGCUCACCCAUCCAGGCUUCUCGGCAGCCGCGGCGCUCGGCCUGGGCCCGCAUCCACACAGCCUCAAUCUGAACCAUCCGCACCUCUCGCCGCAUCAUGCGGUGCACCAGCUGCCGCCGCACUCUGUCGCCAGCUCGUCGGCUGGGCCCAGUCCCGGGGUGGUGGCCAGCAGUGCGGURGCCACGUCGUCGUCGCCGCACAGCAGCCUUAACCUGACGGUGGCCACCAGCAGCAUGGCUCAGACCACGUCCACGCCCAGCUCGCACAUUCCGACCAUGAGCCACUACUACCACCAUGGACACCUGGCCGCCAUGCACGCAGCAGCGGCUGCCAGCGGCCUCACUCCUGUCGCCGCCCAUCAGCAGCCGGAGGAUCCACUACAGAGCGCCACGCCCCCGGUGGCACUGGAGAAGAAGCCGGCAACGCCGAAUGCCAGCGCCAAUCAGGAGAAAACGCUGCUGCCGGACAGCUCGCCGGAGAACUCGUCCCGUCGCAGCGCGAGUCCACCUAACGCGGACAACAACAGCAGCAGCAACGCCAACACCAACGCCACCAACAACAACUCGAGCGGCGCAACAGCCACUGGAGCGGCGACUGGCGGCUCACAAGGUAAUAGCAGUACGGAGAUCACUCCUAAGAUUGUAGCGGCCAGCACGCCGCCUGCCCCGAAGCAGGAGCAAUCAGAGCAGGUUGAAGCGACGCCAACGCCGCCGGUGCCGCAGCGAACAAAGCUGUCGCCGGACGAUGYGGCAGCGGCGUCAUGUGGCAGCGCAGUCACCUCCACCACCAGUGGCAGCAACUCGCCGCCGGUGGUCAGCAGCAGCACAAAUAUUGCRRCAGCAGCAGCGACGGCAGCAACAGCCACGCCUGCSGCUGACGAGGUGUCGACGAGUGCCACGCCCAUWGCCGAARCAUCGAGAUGAUCCAUCGCUUAAAUUAGAGAGAGACAGAGAGACCCAAUAAUGGGAACGUAGUUAGUAGUUCGUGAGAUCGAAACUAGUUAACAUCAUCUACCUUCAACAUAGCCGUUAAUCCAAAUGUUUAUUUAUAAACGAGAGUAUA